AUGAGAGCUCUACUUAAUGUGGGGUUGCUCUUGCUUUUUGUCACUGUCCAGGCUAAGGUCUAUGAACUCUGUGAGUUUGCCAGAAUUAUGAACAAAAAUGGAAUGGAGGGCUACAGGGGAUUCAGCCUGGAAAACUGGGUGUGUAUGGCCCAGUAUGUGAGUAAGUUUAAUUCAAAGUAUGAAACCCACAACUAUCGAAAAAAAAUCAGCAGCUAUGGGAUAUUUCAAAUCAAUAGCCAAUAUUGGUGUGAUGAUGGCAAAACUCCAAAAACAUCGAAUGGCUGUGGGAUACCCUGCAGCGUUUUGCUCCAGGAUGACAUCACUGAAUCCAUAAAAUGUGCAAAGAUUAUUGUGCAAGCACCACAAGCCAUUAAAGCAUGGUAUCGAUGGAGAACUCACUGUGAAAACCGAGAUCUCACCAAGUAUCUUCAGAAAUGCACACUGUAA
Molecule: messenger RNA, 447 nt
Organism: Chionomys nivalis (European snow vole)
Lineage: Eukaryota; Metazoa; Chordata; Mammalia; Rodentia; Cricetidae
Product: lysozyme C-1-like
Exons: 4
Coding region: 1-447 (148 amino acids)
Biological process (GO): defense response to Gram-negative bacterium; defense response to Gram-positive bacterium
Molecular function (GO): lysozyme activity
Source: RefSeq, a predicted model, not a curated record